Molecule: messenger RNA, 912 nt
Organism: Vicia villosa (hairy vetch)
Lineage: Eukaryota; Viridiplantae; Streptophyta; Magnoliopsida; Fabales; Fabaceae
Exons: 1
Coding region: 1-912 (303 amino acids)
Source: RefSeq, a predicted model, not a curated record
AUGUCUAGUUUGCCUUGGUGUACAAUUGGAGAUUUUAAUGAUAUGCUCUCUCAGCAAGACAAGCAUGGAAUCCACCCUCACCCCAACUGGCUUUGCAAUGGUUUUCGAGAUACUAUUAGUGAUUGUAAUCUUGUCGAUAUCCCUCUAGAAGGACACCAAUAUACUUGGGUUAAGAGCCGAGGAACUGACCGUAUGGUUGAGGAGAGAUUAGAUCGUGCUUUAGCUAAUACUUCUUGGUUGGAGAUGUUUCCGGCAGCUAAGCUAGCUAACCUCAUCGCAUCGCAUUCGGAUCAUUCUCCUAUUCUUCUCUCGUGCGAUCCUGCCCUUCAACAUCGGCGGCAUCAUGCUUUUAGAUUUGAAAAUUACUGGCUAGAAGAAGAUGAUAUAGAAGACGUUGUUCGACAAGGGUGGCAGCAGGAAAGAUCAUGUGAUGUUACGAAACAAAUUGCUAAUUAUGCUAAAGACUUAGAGAAGUGGAAUAAUAGAAAUAGAAGAAGAAAGAAGGAGGAGAUAGAUCGUCAUAAAUCAAUUAUGGAGUCUUACCGCAACAGCCACGACUCAGAAGCGAACUUCCGCUUUCUUGAAGCCCAACGUGAAUAUGACAAGGCUCUCAUUAAGGAGGAUCUUUAUUGGCGGCAACGAGCUAAGAUGCACUGGUACCGAGAUGGUGAUCGCAACACCCACUUUUUCCAUCAAUCGGCAACGGCGCGUAGGAACUUUAAGCAAAUAAGAAUGCUGAAGAAUGAAGAGGGUAAUGAAGUUGCUGAACAUGCAGAUUUAAGUAAUGUGGCUAGGAGUUAUUUUGAAUCUCUCUUCACUAAAACAGUAGGAAAUUAUGAUGGUAUUCUUAAUUUGUUUCAGCAAGUGAUUAGUGGGGAAGAUAAUGAGAAACUUGUCCGCCCUAUUAAAUAG